This is a messenger RNA of Phaeodactylum tricornutum CCAP 1055/1, 2037 nucleotides long. RefSeq lists its product with no specific name. The record is from RefSeq and is a predicted model, not a curated record. Bases 1 to 2037 code for a protein of 678 amino acids. NCBI's taxonomy places the organism in Eukaryota, Bacillariophyta, Bacillariophyceae, Surirellales, Neidiaceae. Gene Ontology annotation, biological process: protein phosphorylation. The transcript is spliced from 2 exons. Gene Ontology annotation, molecular function: ATP binding; protein kinase activity.
AUGACUGAUGCUGUGUUCUUCUCCGUCGUGGCUCUCGCCAAAGCGGGCAUUGAAUGUUGUCGGAACGCUCAGAUCUGCAAGGAUGAGGCAGCCCGGAUCGGUAAGCGUCUGACAAUAGUGGUCGCGCGAGCACACGAAUGGGGAGCUGUUUGUGAAAGUACGCGCCUUGCUCAUUUUCAUGAAGUUGUGGAGAAUGUCUUCCUGCGCUUGCAAGCAACCACAUCGUCUGUAAACAGGCGCUCCUUGUGGAACAGAAAAUUCAAGAUUGCGUUACAACCCCAGACUAUACUCUGUGAAAUCCUUAAAGCAGAGAGCCAGCUGAAUACUGCCAUCAAUGAUCUUCAGAUGGAGCAGUCCAAUGCCAUCUUUUCGCACCUCCUUGACGUCUCCAAAGGAGUUGCGGAUUUGCUAGAUCAGUUUGGCGCUCUCGCUCUGAGCAAGUCGGAUCCUUCUGCAACAAUCCAGCGGCAAGUUGAAAAGGCCUUGGCGGAAACUCAAGUUCGAGCUCCCCAAGUUGCCGUUGCCAACCCCGAUGACGUUAGCCAAGAUGGUGGACGAGGGCAAGAUCCUACCUUAGCUACAAGCGGUAUGAAGGUUUCGCACCAGUAUAAGACAACCUUUUGUCCAUCCAAGGAUGAUGUACUCGCUAUCUCGCUCCAGCCAUCCUUGCUGAAGUUUUGUGAUGACCACGAGAGCCUCCUCGGAGGUGGAGGUUUUGCGGAAGUCUUUCGCGGAACAUACAACCUCCAACCUGUCGCCAUCAAACGCCUCAAGGUAUAUCGGGGAGAUGUAAAUUCUCUCUCGAAACUUCAGAUCGCCCGCGAUGUGGAACAACUAGCCGCGGAAGCCCUUCUGACGCACAAAUGCGGUACACAUUCAAACAUCAUUCAUGUUGUUGGAUGCCUUAGCAUACUAAGCGAAGUCGAGAGACCCUUGCUUGUCAUGGAACUUAUGCAUACGACUCUCUUUGAUGUUAUUCACGAUCGUGUUUUAGCAGAUGCUCUGGCAUUUUCCCGUCGUCUCUAUUUGUUGAAAGGUAUUGCAGGCGCGUUAGAGUUUCUUCAUUUGCAAGGCAUUGUCCAUCACGACAUCAAGUCUCUCAACAUUUUGUUGAACAAAAAAUUGACGGUUGCCAAGCUGGCAGACUUUGGGACUACCAGCCAUCAAGGCAACCAGAUUGCAGGUACAGCCGCCUACCAAGCGCCCGAAAUCCUAUCAGAAGAAGUCAAAGACACAUCGCGCGUUUGUGAGAUGUAUUCAUUCGGGGUGACAGUAUGGGAGUGUGUGACGAGCAAAAUUCCACAUGGAGGGAAAAAGGAAUCAUCUAUAGCGCUUUUGGCUGCAACUAAGAAGUACCUCCCCAUGCUUGCGGCGCCCUCCAGCCCCCCAAAGGAUCUUUCAGAGACAGAAUCAGCUUCCUGGAAAGCGCUGAAUAUGGUUGCAGCAUCGUGUCUCUCUCGCGACCGCUCAGUGAGACCCACUGCUUCGAUAGUUGUUGCGCUCUGGCACAAAGUCAAGUCUCCGGAAGUGGAAGUACCUUAUUCUUUUUUUCAAGACUCGUCUUUUACCAAAAUGGGCGAUAUUACCGAAAGUCGAGUAACGGCCGGUCCGACGACUCAGGGAACAGCAAAAGACGACCUUGUCAUGGAUGUUCCGGACGACAGAGAAAAGUCUAAAUGCGGAGCAGCUGCGAUGUCAAAAAAUCAUCGCCGCAAAUUAUUGGUUGUUGCACUCGUUGCUGUCUUGCUUACGCUUACAGUCACAGUGGUCGUUGUGCUGGUAUCCAAAUCGUCGCCAGAUCUUGCAUCCCCAGCAUCAGGAGUUGAUGUACCAGCUGAUGCGCCAGUCUCUACGUCCCCGCCAUCCCUACCGCCGACUGCAGUUCCGGUCUCCGUCCUCCCGCCGACUGCAGUUCCGGUCUCCGUCCUCCCGCCAACCGGUACGCCAAUGACCGUCCAAUCUCCAUCUGGGGCGUGCCUCAACGCCACAAGCAUAAAUAGCCCAAAAUGGGUUGUUUUUAACGCUUUUAAACUUUAA